GUCAGUCAGCUGUCUGUUUGAAUGUGUGAAUCUGCCUUCGUCAGUUAGUUAUGUUUCGAGAGUGCUUAAUGUUGUGAUAUUUUAAUUCGUUUGAAGUUACACUGUUAAAAAUUAUUGUAUGUUAGUUUAGUUCUUAUUUUAAUUCGUCAGUUUUGGGAUCUGUGUGGAUGCUAUUCCGUAAAUAUCUGGUAACUCAGAAUAGAAAUGCCAGUUCAUUUCUGAAAGUUUAAUUUACGUUGCGCCAAGAGCGCUUUAUUAAGAAACAUCGGAAAUUAAGAUCCGUAUAUCCGAGCCUGUUGCAAAAAUGAUCUGAGAUGUAAGAAGAUAGUGCAAGACUCUUUCAUGGUUCAUGUUAUAUGAGAAUUUGCAGUGUUUGACAACAAAAUGUGCUUGGCACGAACGCAAUGAGAAUGCCGAAUGUGGGAGAAACAUCCGAAGUUACAAGCCCGAAUCCGGGUGUUUUGUACUACGGCGUAUAUGUUCCGAAUGAUACAAAUCUCGGAGAGGACAAUGAUAAGGUUCAUGUCUACACUGAUAAAAGUGAAGCACUGAAACUUGUUAAAAAAUAUAAGAAAGCAAGAUUCAAGGCAUUCAGACUGAAAGAAGAAGCAGAAGAGUUUGCGGAACAUGGUUCAGAAUCAUGUGGGACGACAGCCUCAACGCCAGAAAGAAGUGGACCAGUUGCUGAAAAGCCAAGCCCGUUCAAAGCGCCGAAACCGCAGGAUCUUGUCCAGCUGAGAAAAGCAAUCGAGACGGGAGCGACAGAUAUAGUUAAGAAAAUUGUACUGGAAAAUCCUCGUUACCUAAUAAGCAUAGGAGACACCCCUGCGAUUCUGCAGGAAGGCUCACGUUACAAUGCUUUACAUAUCGCAGCCAAAGCUCGACGUGACGAUAUUUGUGAGUUCAUUCUGGAUACUGUUGGAGAUCCUGCAUUCAUUUCAAGGCUUUAUGGUGAUGAUGAUAUGAUCAAUUGUCAAUCGAGAGCUAAUAUUUUAUUAGACCUCUAUCUUAACAUGCCAGACAAAGGACUAAAUGAGACACCACUACAUUUUGCUUCGAAGUUUGGAGCUACUGCUGUUGUUGCUAAACUUGUGUCGUAUAGUGAAUGUGAUAAACAUCCAAAGAAUAAAUUUUCUCAAACACCCAAAGAUAUGAUAUGCAGCAGGGCCCCAUCUUCAAAUGCAACGGAUGUCAAGACUAUAAGAAAUCUUUUGGAGGAACAGUUCUAUGUCCCAGUGUUGCGGUCUGAAGAUAACUCGCUGCCACCCACUGUUGGGGAGCCUUUCAGCCCAUCUCGGCCUCCAGCUCUUGUACAACAUGUAGUCAAUCCAACUGUUGAUAUACAUGCCUAUGCUGGACCGAUGCCUCAGGAAGAAGCAAAAAUUUUUCGUAAGAAGUGGAAGACACCACCUCGAUCUGUGUCCAGUUCUGCAGGAACACCAACAAAAAAUGAAUCACCUUUGGCUUUGUCCACAACAGUAAGAUUAAUGGACACCGAAAAAGGGUUAGAACGAAUUGGCAGGUGACGAUAACUUUGAGAAGCAUUGUGAACAUAAAGAACUUGCUGGUGGAGGCAGUGGUGAUGUUGACAAUGACGGGAAUCCCAGUGAUGACGAUAAGUUCUUCACUCCUCCGGGUUCUCCUCAUGAUUCCAUUGAAGAAUUUGCUGAUGUUUCAGAUGGUGAAAAUGUAUUUAUAGAGGGUAACACUCCUGGAAAAGUGGAUUUGGAUGUCCUUCAUGCUCUGGCAGGAGUUGAUAUAUUACAACAGAAGUAUCCUAAUAUUUACAGGUGGCGACAUGCUAUCCUACUUCAUCCAGAAAAAGAGAGGGAACUGUGGGCCAGUCCUGCAUUCACACGGCACCUAAAGAAGCUGCAGACUCCGGGUACUCUGACGCCAACCCAUAGACAUGAAGAUGGAUUCUUAUCUUCUCCAGAUGCAUGGCAUAGAAGACUGGUGCGCUGUACACAUGCUCCCAGAGCAGUUGACUUCAGCAAUGUAACAUAGUGGGUGGAACUGUAGUAACUCCUUUAUCAUCCUCCAAGAAUGUUGUGCCUCGUUUUAAAAAUAUUAUAUCUUCUGUAUAUAUUUCUCAAAAUUAUUUUUAAUGUACAUAAUAACUUCAAACUGUGAUGUACUUCUAAUGUGCUUCCCUAAGCAUUUUAAAAGAUCCCUUGACUCUACAGAUAUUUUUAUAAUUUUAUAGAGAAAAAGUAUCUGUGUAUAUUCAAAAGUUGACUGUAACAUUAAAAUUUUACAUAAAUUCAGAAAACCGUAUAA
Molecule: messenger RNA, 2280 nt
Organism: Schistocerca cancellata (South American locust)
Lineage: Eukaryota; Metazoa; Arthropoda; Insecta; Orthoptera; Acrididae
Gene: Ankle2
Product: ankyrin repeat and LEM domain-containing protein 2
Biological process (GO): negative regulation of phosphorylation
Cellular component (GO): endoplasmic reticulum
Molecular function (GO): protein phosphatase 2A binding
Source: RefSeq, a predicted model, not a curated record